This is a messenger RNA of Kuraishia capsulata CBS 1993, 1632 nucleotides long. RefSeq lists its product as uncharacterized. Gene Ontology annotation, molecular function: transmembrane transporter activity. NCBI's taxonomy places the organism in Eukaryota, Fungi, Ascomycota, Pichiomycetes, Pichiales, Pichiaceae. Gene Ontology annotation, cellular component: membrane. Gene Ontology annotation, biological process: transmembrane transport. The record is from RefSeq and is a predicted model, not a curated record. Bases 1 to 1632 code for a protein of 543 amino acids. The transcript has a single exon.
AUGAAACUCUCAGAACUCUCAGAUAAGAUAGGCAGCUUUAGAGAGCGUGGUGGACGCCCGCUUCAAAAGCCCUGGAUUGUGUUUUUGGUUGUUGUAAUCUCGCAACUGCUGGAUGCUAUGAACAUCACAGUUGCUGCAACAACCUUAUCACAAAUUCAAGAGAAAUACGGCACCACCUAUCCCAUUGCUAGUUGGGUGCUAAGUGCAUACGCCCUCUGCUAUGCAGGAUUCAUCAUGAUAAUGGGAAGAGUCGGUGAUAUUGUGGGCCACCAUAUCGUUUAUAUCGCUGGUCUUUUCGCUCUUUCGCUGUUUCUGCUCAUCACCGCCGCUGUUGAGAACCUUUAUGUGGUAAUAGUUUUCAGAGCUCUUCAAGGACUGGCCGCUGCUGCGACAAUUCCUUCAUCUUAUGCUAUUGUCGCCCACACUUUCAGCGGAAACGCAUUGAAGCUGGCUCUGGCUGCUAUUACCGGUCUCAUCACAGUGGCUGCUGGUAUUGGUUUUGUCAUUGGUGGUGCAUUCUACGAAACUUCGAUUGGCUACAGAGGAGCAUUCUUCCUAUUUUUUGCUCUCUGCUUGUUGAGCGCUAUUCUGUCAUUUUUCUGUGUUAGACAUACACCAACCUCGCCUGCGAGCUUGUCGAAAUUGGACCAUUUGGGUGUCUUUAUUAUGCUCAGUGGAGCACUGUUAUUGGUGACCGGUUUGACGGAAGGUGGUGAUAAAUGGGAUUCACCAAAAGCAUACGUUCCAGUCGCAGUUGGUGUUGUUCUCAUCAUCGUGUUCUUGGGUUGGGAGCUUUAUCUUUACAAGAGGUUCAACUGGUCAAAAGAUUUGGACUUGCUGAUUCCACCAGCUAUUUGGGACAUUCCUAACUUCAUACCAUUGAUCAUCAUAAUGGGUCUCAAUUACGGCUCUAUGUUUGCUCAGAUGUUGACUGCUAUCCAAAUAUUCCAGUACGUGUCGUUACAUUCCGCAAUUGUUUCCGCAGUCCAGUCGCUGGCAGGUCCACUGACCGUUGCUAUUUUCACAUUCGUUGUCGGUGUUUUGUUUGGCAAGAUUCCACCUAAAUACUGCAUUUUCUUUGGAACAUUGUUGUCUCUCACAGCAUCUGUUCUCUUCAGCAGAAUGGGUUAUACAACAGAAUCCUACUGGAGGUACGGGUUUCCAGCCUAUAUUCUCCUAGGAGUUGGUACUGUCUCCACCUUCAUCAACACUCUUAACACGCUGAUUAUGUCGUGUUCUUUGGACAUGCAAGGAUUGCUAUCUGGAGUUGCUUUGACCUCGGCUCAGUUUUUUGUUGCUGCUGCUUCUGCUGCUGUUUCAUCCAUUGUGGGAAACACUGAGUUUGGCGACUCUCUUGAGGCCAAAGAGAAUCUUAUGAGAAGAUACCAUCACGUCUUCUACAUGAGUAUUGGCUUGUCAGGUACCGCAUUCCUUGUGGACUUUUUCGUUAAGAACUUGCCCAUUUCGGGACUUCAAGAACAAUCAGCCGAUGAAGAAGCACCAGAAGAAAAACAAAGUUCCAACUUUGAGGUGGAUUCUUCGUCAGGUGUGGUAGCCAGUGAAGAAUAUGAGGACCUGCAGAAGGGAGUUGAAGUAGAAGGCGUGGCACCGGACGCUGCUUCUUCGCAUUAG